Molecule: messenger RNA, 1300 nt
Organism: Pocillopora verrucosa
Lineage: Eukaryota; Metazoa; Cnidaria; Anthozoa; Scleractinia; Pocilloporidae
Product: polyglutamine-binding protein 1-like
Biological process (GO): alternative mRNA splicing, via spliceosome
Cellular component (GO): nuclear body; cytoplasm
Molecular function (GO): ribonucleoprotein complex binding; protein binding
Source: RefSeq, a predicted model, not a curated record
CCGCCAUAUUGAAAAUGUGCUUUCCUUUGCUUCGGUCUGAGAUCGUGUCAUUCGGUAAAUAGUUCGAAAAUGCCUCUUCCUCCGGCUCUUCAAGCUCGUCUUGCAAAGAGAGGGAUAAUUCAUAAAGAUAAAGAAAAAGCAGAUGAACCAAGUGGAGUCGAUGGACCCGUUAAAGGCUGUCCAAACACAUCAAACCCGUAUCACUCAUGUGUGGAAUAUUGUCGUAAGAGAUAUGGUGAAAAUGCAAUUGCUCCUCAAGUAAAGGAUUACAGUAUUGUACCAUUACCUGUUGGAUGGUACCUGGUACCUGAUCCCAAUAGUGGAUCCAGGUACUAUUGGAACACUCUUACAAAUCAAGUGUCAUGGCUUCACCCAUUAGAUCCUGAGGCAAAUGUAACUCUCCCUUCAUCUGUACUGGAUAAACAAAAAGAGGCCCAAUCAGAAGUUCAAGCCAACAGAGAAAUCCUUGCCCCACCAGGGGUGGACACAGAACAAGAUAAGGAACAAGUGCUGAGUAUUGGCAAACAUCCCAGUCUUAUGAAGGGUUCACAAAAACGACAAGAAGCAGCUGUAAAAAGAAAAAUUGAUAGAGAUACAAAGGCUGAAAAACGUAGAAAGUCAGAAGAAGUCGACCCAAUGGACCCUGCUGCCUAUUCUGAUGCUCCAAGGGGAACAUGGUCAACAGGUUUACUCAAGAAGGGAGAGGCAAAAACAGGUGUAGAUACAACUGCUAAUGGACCAUUGUUUCAAAUGCGACCAUAUCCCAGUCCUGGAGCAGUGCUCAGAGCAAAUCAGCAAAUAUCACAGAAAGGUGCUGUGGAGACUGCUGAGUAAUACUCAGUUAAAGUGCUUCUUAGUUGAACAGUUUUUUUUUCAUGGGAGUUGCAUGACACGUUUUUCAUGAAGAAAACUUUGUUUUAGGACUUUCCCUAGAAGGUUAGGGCCAUGUAAAAGCACUGCUUUGUAGCUUUUAUUUGGAAAGUCAAACGCUAGGAUUUUAACUGAAGAACUGAAAGGAAGAACUACAUUGAACAGUAUUUUAAACAGUACCACAACAAAGAACUGCCUAGUAACUUUUUGAAUAAUGACACACGGAGAUUUUCACCAAAUAGCGCAGAGUCAGAAAAUUUGAGUAACCACAGGUAAACUGUGAGGGCAUGACUAAGAAAUGGGAAGAAAUGAAUCUUUAAGUCUUUCUUGUGAGUGCAAAGAAGAUGCCAUUGCAUACACUGUGAAUAUUGUCAGUGUUAUUCAGUAUAUUACUAACACUUAAAAUUAUUAAAGUUAGUGAAAAAAAUCA